AUGGCUCAUUCACCAACUUUUCAUUCGAACAUUGCUACCGCUGAAGAUUUUGCUGACGUCCAGGACGUCGAAAUCGAGCUGCUUGAUAUGACGAACGCGACUCGAGAAGGCUCAGUCGAUUUUUCGGACGCUGUUUCCACAAGCAGUGGAGUUAAAUCAUCGUUAGAGUUUUCAGAUCUCGAAGAAACAGGGAGUGAAGAACCACAAGUCGUAGAAGCUGUAUCUCAUUCCUGGCGUCCUUCAGAUUUGACAGACUCAGAGAGUGACGAAGAUCAAAUCGUCGCGGAAACUAUAUCUCAGUCUUCGCAUCUUUCCCUCUCUCCCCAGAGCGUCUCUCUUCCAUUACCUUUAUCAUCACCAGCAGAAGGUUCUUACAGCGAGGUUUACGAUUCUGGUCAUGAUGAACUGGAUGAAGAACCGACCGAAUUGGAGACAAGUGUUCAUGUGCUAGAUGCAGAGCGUCAACGACACUGCGCUGCUAUCACUGAACUCGAGGACAGACACGCGAAAGACAUGAUUGAGCAUGCACUUGAAGUGCAGGAGCUGCGGAACCUGCAGGCUGCGAUGCAAGAAGAAAAUCGUGUUCAAUCCGCUCGAGAAAUUGUCCUACUGCAGGAAAAUGAGGAGCUGCAGGCGCGACUGAAGUCAAAUAACAAUGCCGCUAUUUCCAAAGAGAAGGAAUUCGAACAUCUUUCUCUUCAGAUGCUGGAUGCACAAAAAAGGAUCGCCGAUGCCGAGCGUGAUUAUGCUGAAAUUUUGGCAUCACGAGAAUCAUUUGCUGCUAAACUUGUGGACCGAGAUCGUGAAUUGGAGAAAGUCAAGGACGAAUUUGCUCAGGUGGUACAAUCUCUUAAAACUGCUCGUGACAUCGCAAUCACCGAAGCUACUCGUCUUCGACACGAGCUAGAGGGACUCACAGCCACUACAGCAGUGAAGCACGCUGAUUUUCUCAGUACCCAUAACGCUCUUCAAAUCAACUUGGAUAACACCCUUCAUGAGCUGGACACAGAGCGUAUACGAUUUGCGGAUGAGAUCCAUGCUUUAACGGAAUGCAGGGAUAGUCUCAGAGGUGACGUUGAACGAAUUCGCCACGAGCGGGAAGCACUCUCGAAUGAUUCCGAGCGUACUAUCAGUGCUCUUCGUAUCAAACUUCAGGCUGAAGCUCGUGAACGGCAGGCCGAGCAUGAUCAAGCCAUUUCCGUAGCAGCUCGUGCCCUUGAGGAAUUUCGUGUUUUUGAGCAUGCCAAGGACUCGACUCAAGCUGAAUGCCAAAAGCUGAAAGGAACGAUUUCUAUUCUUGAGGCCACUGUGCACGACAACGAAAAACAGUACAUUGUCGUGCAACGAAGUCUAGAAACCUCUCGUAAAUCAUUCGCGGAGGAAAUUAGCAUCCUACAGAAGGAACGAGAUACUCUGAAACUCAAUGUCGCGUUAUCAAAGCAACAAUUAGAGAAAGCCCAGACAGAGACUCUCCAUAACACAAGAGAAGCAGAGGAAAAAAUUGAAAUUCUGCGAUCAGAGAAGGAUGACCUUCUCAAAUCCAAGAACCGGGAAGUUGAAACGUGGAAGAGGGUGAUGCAGGCAAGGAUUGACACCAUUCAGACUGAGCGUAACGAGCUGAGUAGACGGGCAGAAGCAAGUGAUGUGAAGGUUAAUACCCUCAGCUCCGAGAAGGCUAAUCUGGAACGUGAAUUGGAAGAUUGUCGCGUCCGACACUUGGGGCUUCCUUACCUGCAAUCUCGUUUAGCUGUUGUAGAAAAAAACCUACUCGAAGAGCGAAAAGCCAAGGGGGAAGCACAAAAAAACCUCUCAGAGAAGAACGCGGAAUUGUCUAAUCUACACCAACGGCUGAACCUGGAUAAACCUGGGGUGAACGGCUCACCAAAAGUGACCGUUGAGCGCUCUUUGCCUGCCCGACGGUUUCGUCCCUCAUAG
Molecule: messenger RNA, 1935 nt
Organism: Lentinula edodes (shiitake mushroom)
Lineage: Eukaryota; Fungi; Basidiomycota; Agaricomycetes; Agaricales; Omphalotaceae
Exons: 2
Coding region: 1-1935 (644 amino acids)
Source: RefSeq, a predicted model, not a curated record